AUGAAAAUGUAUUACAAUGUGUCUGUGCCAAGGGCUUUGGCAUUCAUCAAACGGCUCAGCACCCUCACCCUGCAGGUGCUGCAUCCUGAAGCCCUGGGCCUCCUAUCAGCCCUGCGCCAGUUGGUUCAUAGCUUUCCCAAGUCAGACUUGCUGUUUGAUGCAGAAACCCUUGGGAGUGGUACUUUCUUCCCUGAGCUGGCUGAUCCCGAGCAUUGCAAUGCCCAUGCCACUGCACUGUAUGAACUGCACACCCUCAGAAGACACUAUCACCCAGUGGUGAGGAAAUAUGGCAAUCACAUCUGCCACGGAGCCCCUUCCUCAGGAAAUGGUCAGCUUCCACUUGAGAUGACAAAACUGAGUCCAGAAGAGCUGUACAAUGCAUACGAUGCAGGUCUUAUGAAAUUCAUCCCAGACCUACCAAAGGAAGCCCCCAAAACCAAGAGAGUACAGGUGCCAUAUGAUGAAUUUGUGCAAGACAGUAUCACACAGGAUGCCAGCAAUAUGUUGGAGAACAGUUCUCUCGGGAAUAUUUCCAUGACAACAGACUUUUAUUCUGGAAAUAAGAAGAGAACUAAAAAGCAACAAUUAAAAUGUUCUAAGAAAAUUAGGUGAAAAGGACUCACCUUAUAAACGCAGCUUGCAAAUUCUGUACAAGAGGCUUUGAUAUAUAUUUUUAAUAAUAAGUUUCAUCAAUAACUGUCAGUGCUACAGCAGUGAAAUUGCUCUAGUAAAGAUAAACAUUGAAGAAAUGAUAGACAACUAUAUUUUACUCUUAUUCUUUCUUGAAAAAUAUGAAAUAGAGAGUAUUUUGUAUAAGUGAAAUUGGACCAUAAUACCCUCCUAAAAACACUCAGUCAUGAGACUUGAUUGAUAGACAAAAGGUAUUUCUGAGGGUCUAACUGAGAAAUAUGAAGCAAUUUUACAAAUUAUGCUGUGUUGAAGGAUAAUGUUUAUAACACCUAAU
This is a messenger RNA of Lingula anatina, 964 nucleotides long. Its product is annotated as nucleolar complex protein 3 homolog. Gene Ontology annotation, biological process: DNA replication initiation. The record is from RefSeq and is a predicted model, not a curated record. Lineage: Eukaryota; Metazoa; Brachiopoda; Lingulata; Lingulida; Lingulidae. Gene Ontology annotation, cellular component: nucleolus. Gene Ontology annotation, molecular function: chromatin binding.